AUGGAGCAGCUCAACGAGACGCAGCUGAAGGAGAUGCAGGACAACUUUGCCCUCUUUGACCGCAAGAGCGACGGGGUCAUCGACUUUGACGAGCUGUUUGAGACCUUUACCGCCCUCGGCCUCGAGUACACCGAAGCAUACACGCGGACGGUCUUUGUCGCUGCCGACACCAACAACGACGAACGCAUCGACUUUGCAGAGUUUGUCACCCUGCUCAUGGGCGUCAACGGCGACGAGAGCUCAGAGAUCAGACACAUGUUCAACGUCCUCGAUCGCGACAACUCGGGCUCGCUCACAGCCGAAAAGGUGCUCGAGGGCAUGCUCAAGCUCGGCGUCAACGUCACAGAGGACGAGGUCAAGGCCAUGGUCGAGGAGAUGGACGCAGACGGCAACGGCGAGGUCGACUUUUCAGAGUUCCGUACCAUCUGGCUCCGCAUGUCCCUUGGCUCGGUCAACGGGAUCUCGGCCGCUGUGGAGCGGUACGGCGUGGCGCCUGGCGCGGCUGCCCUGCUCCGGGCUGAGUAUGCCGCUGCGCGGGAGGCGAUGACGUCCAGCACGUACCUGCUGUGGCGGUGCAGUGCGCCGGAGAACCCCGCCGCGAGCGACUUUUGCACCCGCAUCGGAUCGGCGUCCAAGUGCUUCUGCCGCCACACCUUUGCCGAUCACGACUUGCGGACGCCGCUGGUGGGCUGCACCGCCCGGCUGGCUGCCGAUGGUCCGCCAUGCCCCUGCCGCGGCUUCCGCUACAUCCCGUCACGGCCCGAGGAGAUUGGCGACAGCCACCUUGUCCGCCGCCGGGGCUUCCGCCUCGACCGCUGGCGGCCAAAGUGCAGCUGCAGCCAUGGCUACGACGUCCACCGCCGCGGCGACGACUCACGCUGUCGCUCGCGCGGCUGCUCUUGCCGCGCCUUCUCCGCUGCCUUUCGCUGCGCCGCUUGUGACGGCUGCUACGCCGACCAUGAGCUUGUCGUCGACUCGCGCUCCGCACGUGCCGCCGCGGGCCUCCCCGUCGACGCCGCUUUCCUCCCGCUUGCCGAUGCGCCCGAACUGCAGGCUAUGGUCUUUGCCGACGAGCUUGGUCUUGCCCCACACAUCCCUACCGGCGCUGCCCUCGACAUCCCCCUCACCGCAGACGGCUCUGUCGCCGUCUACAUGCCGCCCCCAUCGGUGGUGGUCUUCUCGGGCGAGCCGCGGGAGCUCCUCGCACCGGGUGCCCAGGCCGUCUUCUACGACGACUCGGGCCAGCGCAUCGCUCUCCACACACACGAUCUCCGCCCGCUCUCACACUCGCUCUCGCUCCUCGACUCGCCGAUGCGGAGCUCCAUGUCGCUCGCCGAUCUCUCACGCUCGCGCUCGGCCUCGUCGCCGGUCUCACCUACAGGUGACAACGGCUUCUCGCGCUCGGGCUCUAUCCUCUCCGAAGGCCCACUCGGCCUCGCCCUCUCACUCCCCACCCCGUCGCCCGACCGCCGCUCCUCAAUCUCCCGCCGCGCUGACUGUGCAACCUCGAACCUUGCCCGCUCGUCGUUCUCCGUGGACAGCCCUGCCGACGACGACGCUGAGUCGACCGCCGUGCCGGGCGCUCGCCUUCUCGACUCGUCCGAGACCUCGGGCUCAGGCUUGGACUUGGACGGCGAGGACGAGCCGGCCACAGACGACGCCGACCACGAAUACGAUGCCUCCUCUCUCUCUGGCUCGGGCCAGACAGCACUUCGCGAUGGCGCCUCGCAGUCCAUCGGGCCGUUGCUCCACGACCUCGAUGCCCUCAACGCCCGCUUCUUGCCAUCGGACGAGCCGCCCACCCUCACCCUCUGCUCGUCAGACUCGGGCGAUGGCGAGGUCUCGCCGCGCACAGCCUUUCUCUCCGACGCAGGCUCGCACUCGGCCGACCUGCCGUCGUGGAGCGCUGGCGAGGCCGACGACGGCGCCAAUGCAGACAUUGGCUCUGCCGCCUCGGACUCGGACGCCCGCUCCUCCUCCGCUCGCCCGCCGCCGCCGCCGCCGCUCGUCCCCCCUCCGUGGAGUGCGUACUGGUCCGAAGAGUACACUCGCUACUACUAUGUCAAUGCCAACACCUCCGAGUCGGUGUGGAAUGUACCCGGCUCGCCCGGAGCUGCCAAGGCCGAGGCCAAGGCCAAGGCCAAGGCCAAGGGCAAGACCAAAGCCAAGGCAAAGGGCAAGACCAAGGGUCGCCCGCUCUCACUCGAGGCCGCCCUCCAGGCCUCGGCCUCGGAACUCCGCCCAACUCGCCCUGUCGACGCAGAAGUGCUCUUCAACGAGGAUCCGAGCCUCGCGCUGUCAGCUCCGCUCAUCGGCCGCGACGUCGACGUCGGCGAACUGGUUGUCGUCGACUCCGCGUCGGGCGGCGAGGCCUCCUCGCCAGACUCGGUCAUCAGCAGCGAGCAGAUCUCCAAGGCUCGCGCAGCCUCGUCGCCGAGCCUUGCCAGCUCGAGCGCCGGCGGCUGGGCCACCGAGUCGUCCAAGGCUAUUGUCGUUGUGUCUGAGAAGGAUCCCGAGUCUGGUGCCAUGGCCGUCGUCGCCACCUAUCUCCGCUCCGAGUCGGGCGAAAACGCGCUCAUGUCGGCCACCGAGGACUUUCUUGUUCGCGAGCUCGCCAACGAGCGCGCACCAAACUCGGUCUACAUCGACGCCUUUCUCCUCAACUACCGCUCGUUCAUGGACCCACUCCAGCUCAUGCUCCGUCUCCUCGCCCGCUUCAACCUCUCGGUCGCCGACGGCGCCGACGCCGAAGAGGAGGCGUACAUGGCCAUGUGGCGGAACCCGGUUCGCAUGCGCGUCCUCAAUGUUGCCUUCAAAUGGGUUGAAAAGUUUUGGAUUAUUGACUUUGCGCCCUCGCCCGAGCUGCAAGCCGGCCUCAAUGACCUCAUCGAGCUCGCCACCGAGGACUUUCCCUCUCUCGCCGCCAAGCUCGCCGCCAAAGUCGAGGACAAGAAGGCGGCUUGUGCCGACGACCCGGGCUUUGUCGGCAAGGACGUCUCGGUCGCUGGCAUUGGCGAGCCCGGGAGCGUCUCACUCGAGGCCCUGCAGGCCGACGACGGCAAGGCUCUGGCCCAGACCUCGCCCUCGGUCCUCGCUCACGUUCUCACUGACAUCGAGGCCAGCCUCUUUUCUGCCGUACCGCCCGCAGAGUUUGUCCUCCAGCUCUCCAAGCGCGCCUCAGUCCCGCACCUUGACCAGCUCGUCGAGCGCUUCAACUCGGUCUCGCGCUGGGUCACCACCCAGGUCCUUGUCGGCUCCUCGCCCAAGCGCCGUGCCAAGAUGAUCACCUUUUUCAUCCACUCCCUCCUUAAGCUCGUCUCGCUCAACAACUACAACUCGCUCAUGGCCAUCCUCUCGGGUCUCUCUAACACCUCGGUCUCGCGCCUCUCUGCCACCUGGGCCAAGGUCUCGUCGCGGACAAAGAAGGCUCUGCGCAAGGUUGAGCAGCUCAUGGGCGUCGACGCAAACUCGGCCCGCUAUCGUGCCGUCCUCCGCACCCUCAAGCCACCAGCCAUCCCCUUCCUCGGCCUCACCCUGCAGGACGUCCUCCAUCACGCUGACUGUGCCCCAGCCCUUAUCGAUGGCCGCAUCAACUUUAGCAAGUAUGCUGAGCUCUCAGACAUCGUCCUCGCCCUCACCCGCUUCCAAGGCUCCGACUACUCGGCCGCCUUUGCCGCCAAAAAGGGCUCGCGAGAGUGGGACACCACACACGCCCUCGUCUCACAUCUGUAUGUUCUUGACGAGAAGGCCGCCUACAAGCUGAGCAAGUCGAUUGAGCCGUCGAGAUGA
Molecule: messenger RNA, 3789 nt
Organism: Thecamonas trahens ATCC 50062
Lineage: Eukaryota; Apusomonadida; Apusomonadidae
Exons: 4
Coding region: 1-3789 (1262 amino acids)
Biological process (GO): Ras protein signal transduction; positive regulation of GTPase activity
Cellular component (GO): plasma membrane
Molecular function (GO): protein binding; calcium ion binding; guanyl-nucleotide exchange factor activity
Source: RefSeq, a predicted model, not a curated record